This is a messenger RNA of Dalotia coriaria, 682 nucleotides long. RefSeq lists its product as uncharacterized. The record is from RefSeq and is a predicted model, not a curated record. The coding region runs from base 94 to 606 and encodes 170 amino acids. The transcript has 2 exons. NCBI's taxonomy places the organism in Eukaryota, Metazoa, Arthropoda, Insecta, Coleoptera, Staphylinidae.
ACCCAUUCCAUGCGUGCGGUCACGUGUAAUCUUGUCGACUGGUGAGAAGUUAUUGUUAUUGUCUCAUUACACAGAAUUUAAUACUUAAUCAAAAUGAGAAACGUCGAAAUCAAAGCAAAAAUCGCUAACUUAAAGAAUCUUCUGGCGAAUAUCAGUAAAAUCUGCGAUAAGGAACCAGAAAAUAUAUCGCAGCACGAUGUUUUCUACGAGGUACCAGCAGGCAGGUUGAAACUACGGCGUUUUAAGGAAGGAGACGCCGAAUUGAUUUUUUAUGAUCGACCAGACUGCAAAGGGCCCAAACUAAGUGAUUUUGAGAAGUGUUACUUACCAUUUGAGCAGGUUGAUGGGAUGAACAAGGUGCUGACAAAGGCAUUUGGUGUUAGAACAGAAGUAGUGAAGAACAGGCAGUUGUUUAUGGUUGGUCAGACUAGAGUUCAUGUGGAUAAAGUGGAAAAUCUUGGAGAUUUUGUUGAAUUGGAGGUAGUGUUAAAUAAUGAGCAGAGUAUUGAAGAUGGGCAAGAAAUUGCCAAUGAUAUUAUGAAAAAAUUGGGCAUUGAAGAAGAAAACUUACUUGCAACAGCAUAUGCUGAUUUGUUGAAGAAAUAAACAUUAACUCUUACUAUUUCCUUAUAAUUUUAUAUUCAAAUAGGUAUGAGUUUAAAAUAAACGCCUACGAAUGCAA